UUAGAUAGUUAUGCAGUCAUUAAAGUGAGAGUGCAAGUCUGAUGCACUCACCAUUGGUUUGGGAGUUAGUCAAUACCUGUACAAACUGAAAUUAAAAGCAUUAAAAUCGGAGACGAAUUGGUUAACUAGUUAACUAUGCACUAUUUUUAAUACAAUCAGAAUGUGAGGUUAGGAGGAGCAGAAACCAAAGAGUACAUCAUAUGUAUGGAGAACACAAGAAUUUCUUACAUAUUUUUAAUGAAACUCCUGUUCUCUUCUUACAACAUCGGAUAAAAAUUUUUCACAAAGAUUUGAUUGUUAAAUCAGAAAAUAACUUUUAAAAAUGGCAAUGUUCGCAAUCGAUCAGACCGACUGCUUUGCGCAUAUAAAUCAGGACUUUUUGAUCUGCACAACGGUGCACAAGGCACGUAAUAUUGGAAUCUUCAAUGCUGAGACGUAUGUACGCGUUUCUUUGGAAAAAUCCCAUAAAAGCACGAAAAAUUUUCCCAAUUCGGAAAAUCCCUACUUUAAUGAGUACUUCGUGUUUGAAAUGAAAUGCACUUUAAACGAACUGCUUCGCUUUACCAUUUUAUAUGAGUUAAAGAAACAUGCCACUUGUAAAAAAAGUCAGGUGCUUGGGGAAUUGCUCAUCGAUUUGCAAAGUGUUUGGAAUCAACCAAAUCGUUGUUUCUUUAAGAAAUGGGGUCGACUCGAAUGUCCCAUUGGGAGCGAUAAUAAAAAUGGUGAGCAAGGCAAAGGCUUUUUGCAAAUUGACUUAGCCAUUGUGUCACAGGCAACGAAUACAACGCCAUUAUUACACACAUAUGAAGGUGAUAUGGCAGGUAUGAACAAAUGGCAAGUCAAUCAGGACUAUGAUGAUAUUGAAAACAACCUGCUGCAGGGCGUAGACAAUAGCGUACAGUGCAAUAUCCGAUAUAGCAUUAUUUUCUAUAAAGCAUAUAUGAUGAAAAAAAGUGACUAUAUAAUUCAAUUUAGAUUCCACCCUUUUAAAGGCAAGACUUCUGUUUGCAAGGCGUCAUCCAAUCCUGAAUGGAACUAUGAGAUUAGUUUUGCUUGGGUAUAUCCAUCGUUGGCACAGACUUUUCUCAUCCAAAUAUUGGCACAUGAGCACUUGCAUUGGAAAUGUGUAGGAGAAUACGAAGUACACUUCGAUGAGAUUGGUUUCAGAGAUAAACCUUCAUUGGGCCCAACUUAUUUACACAUAUAUGAUCCACAUAAUUCAACGCAAUAUGUUGGUCGGCUUUUAAUUGAAAUACGUUCCGAGUGCUUUAAUGAUUUUAAACCAAAUCGUGAUCUGACCUCACGUACAGUGACUUCGCUGGACGAAAAACGCUGGUGGCAAGAUGAUGUUUUUGUCAUGGAAUUCUUAGCACUACAAGGAGAUUUUAUACACUGCAAUGUUAGUAAUUGUAAGCUUAAUCUUAAAUUAGCAGAAUUUACAUCGAAUCAGUUGGAAUGUUUUCUGAAGUCCUAUCAGGUUAAAACCAACACAUCCAAUAAUCUAAAGCACUUUAAUCAGGAAAAGCCCUUUAAGUCGAUUUAUCUGAAAGUUACAUUACCCGACAAUAGACACAAAUUUGACAGCGAUUUCUUCUUGCAUGAAAUUUUGGAGUUUAUGAAAACAGAAAUAGAAACUUUCAAAAUUUUUCAACUGAAAUAUGCUUAUCAGUUCCAAAUGCAGACGAAAUGCUUGAAGUCAAUUAUACACUCGAUACUAAUUAAGAUUAAGGAUGGUUUUGAAAUGAGGCGUCUAGAGUACAGUGGGUUUAAGGAUCCAACAAUUUGGGAUAAUAAUCGUUUGUUCUUUUUACAGGAAUAUAUAAAAAAAUUGGCGGAGAAUAUACAAACCAUGCGGAACCACUUAAAAUCUGCUAACUCAACACAAAUUGAAAAUAUAAUUGAAGAAGUCCUCAGGGAGUUAGUGGACUACACCAAAGAACUUAGUCAUCUACUGAUUACUACGCGUGUUCAAGAUGAAUGGCCCGACCUAUGUAUUACUAUUAAUGUGUCAGGCAAUAAACCGAUUGCUGCAUGUCGUUUAAAUGCAAAAUAUUUCUUGAAUCCGUCAAAAACCAUGCAGAAUAGUUUAAGCUGGAAUGUUCGAAAUUUUGUCUUUAAGGAUAUAAAUUGCCAACAUACUUGUAUCAAUUGUGGUUGUAUACUAGCUGUUAUUCAAGGAUGUUUAAUGGUUAUUGUCGAAAGUGAGAGAAGUGAUCACAUUAAUACAUUUUCACAAGAUUGGAAGCAGACUGAGCCAUUUUAUUGGAAUCCCACAAUCGCUUAUACAAUGUACAAGUGUCGAAUUUUUAUACAUCAAGCAAAAGUACGUCCAGGUGCUGACAGUACAGGCCUUUGUGAUCCGUACGUGCGUGUAGUAUUUGGUGGACAAAGUGCAGAUACCCCAACGGAACAUGCAACCCUUUCUCCAAUUUGGAAUGCAGUUAUUUGCUUCGAAAGCAUUAUUCUUUCUGGCAGUUUACAGUGGUACAUUCAAAAUCCACCUAUAGUUGGUAUUGAAUUAUUUGAUACCGAUAAACGUACAGCAGAUGAUUAUCUUGGUUGUGGCGUGUUACCUUUAACUGUGAUAAGCAGUGAUAGAGCAGAUGCCAACACACGGGAGGAACCGGAUAAUAUGAAUAGACUUGACUUCUCAAAGAUAGUAAGGACGAAAAAUGCACUCCAUAGGUUUAAGCAAUUAAAAGCAAUUUCACCUCCACCGCUUAAGUGGAUACCUAUUGCGUUAAAUGGUGGUGUGCGUGCGGAAGUAUUAUUAUCAGGUGAGCUGGUACAAUUGGAGGGUGAAAUUAAUCCCACUAUGGAAAUGGAACAUACUAUAACUUUUGGCAUUCCCAAUAGUAUUAAACCAAAUAUGCGUAACUUUGUGUUAGAAGUGGUAUUUGUCGGCUUUCGAAAUUAUACAAAGUCAAGUGGACGUCAUCGCAUAAAGGUUAUGAUGGGGGAUUUGGUACUUGUAAGUGGAUUAUCAGCAUCACGCAUUAAAAAUUGCAUAAACUUUUUGGUGUUGUAUGCUUCAGGAGUUGUGAGUUUACCAGAACAACUGGAAUAUUGGCCCGCAAUUAUUGCAACUGAUGUAUUGGUUUCAGGACGCGGUAAUGAGAGCACAAUAGGAGCCGUGCUUAUACCAAAUACAAAGCGAUUUUUACAAACAAAUAAAAAAAUGAAAUGCGUACCACAAGUUGAAACGGACAUGGAGUCUAAAGCGAACACUACUAUUCAUUUUGAAGAAGAUGAAGAAAGUCCUCUUCUGGCGAACAAACAUAAAAAAGGAUUCUUUGAGCGCUUCAAAGCAGGAGCUUUUAAUACUUUUAAAGCAGAUGGAAAUAAAAAAAUUAAAUAUGAUGCCAGCCGAGCUAUUCAGGAACAUGACUACAGUUGGUGGACUAAAUUCUACAAUUCAAUGCCGACAGAACAUCAAGCGGGUAGCAAAGCGUAUUCAGAACACAAACACAAGCUAACUAUUUACAGUAACGAGUUGGAGAAGCAAUCAGACUUAAGUUACCUAACAGAUUGGGCUGAGCCGGUGAAAAUGGUGCAUGGAGUGCGCUAUAAAAAAAAUGCAGCUCCCAAAGAAGAAACAUACGCCACCCUGAAAUUACAUCUGAAGAUAACUCCAUGUCAAUGUGAUGCUAAUGGUGGUUGUGGAGACGGCGCAAUGCUGCAGCCUUUAGCAGCAGCCAUGAAUCCCAGGUACCAAGCACAACUACAAGCCCUUGCCGAUAUGUGCAAAAUAAUAGUGCGAAUUUAUAUUGUGCAAGGCAUACAAUUUAGACCGCACGAUAAGAAUAGUCAAUCUGACUCGUAUGUGAAAAUAACUUUGGGAACUAAGAGUAUAUUUAAUAGAGCACAUUACGUGCCGAAUCAAAGUAAUCCAGUUUUCGGUAAAUGCUUUCAAAUGGAAGGUGUAUUACCUAGAGACCACAUGCUAGAAAUUAGUGUAUUUGAUCGAAAUCGUUUACGAGAUGACAUUAUUGGUACUACAUUAGUAGAUUUAGAAGAUCGUUGGCGUACUAAGCACCGAGCUACUGUCGGCUUACCAAGAGAGUACUCCCAACAUGGCUAUAAUAAAUGGCGAGAUGUUAUCUCACCAUUUGAAUUGCUUACACAAUUAUGUCAAUCACGUGACUUAGAUCCACCAAAAUUUGUCGGACGUACUCUUCAAGUAGAUUCAUUAACUUUUACAGAUGAAACACAAAUUGCUAAAGAUCAAGAUUUACAGGAACGAUUAAGUUUAAGUGCACUAAAAAAUUUAGAGUAUUGUCCACAUUUUGGUUAUAAAUUAAUGCCAGAGCAUGUGGAAACGCGUUCAUUAUAUCGUGGCGAUUGUCCAGGAAUAGAACAGGGUAAAUUACAAUUAUGGAUUGAACUUUACGAAGGUAAUGUAAAUAUACCGCCACCAAUUGAUAUAACACCACAGCCCCCACAAAUGUAUGAACUUCGUGUGGUUGUUCUUAAUUGUUCUGACAUACCAUUAAUAGAGAGAAAUAUAUUUGGAAAAAAUAUGAGCGAUAUUUAUAUCAAGGGGUGGUGCAGCAAUCCGGUCGAAACACAGAAAACCGAUGUCCAUUAUCGCUCAAUGAAUGGGGAAGGAAAUUUUAAUUGGCGCAUGCUGUUUCCAAUAAAAUACUCAGUAACUGAAGAUAUGAUGGUCGUAAAACGAAAAGGAGGUAUGCUUGAGGAGUACGAAACUAAGCAGCCGGUCAUAGUCUAUUUACAAGUUUGGGAUAAUGAUACCUUAUCCACUGAUGACUUCUUAGCUGCAAUCGAAAUUAAUUUAUCCAGUUUACCAGAACCUUAUGCAAAAGCUAAGGAUUGUCCUACAAAUGACGAAUAUUCAAAAUUUAAAAUACCAUUUAAUACUGGAGGUUCUACAUCUAGGAAACUUUUAAAUUUGUUUCGGGAGAAACAUAUUAAAGGUUGGUUGCCAUUGACUGCUCCGCCGAAAUAUGAAAUAAAACAAAAAAAGGAUGAACAGCAAAAUUUAGUUGGUGCUGGAAGAAUUGAAUUGGAACUUGAGAUAUAUAAUGAAGCUGAGGCUGGCUCAAAUCCUGCCGGCUUAGGAAGAAAUCCACCGAAUGCUUUACCUGCACCAGAUCGUCCAGAUACAUCCUUUAAUCCCUUAUUAAAUCCUUUGAAAUCAUUAACAAAAAUAAUUUGGCCAACUGUUAGAAAAUACGUUUAUAUUAUCGUGCUUGUUAGUUUAAUUGCAUUUGGUUGUGUUCUAUUUUUUGCACAACUUCCUUACAAAAUAUUUGGAUUAUAAUAUUUGCUUAUAUUUUUUAUACAUUAUUUUUAGAA
Molecule: messenger RNA, 5316 nt
Organism: Teleopsis dalmanni
Lineage: Eukaryota; Metazoa; Arthropoda; Insecta; Diptera; Diopsidae
Gene: mfr
Product: fer-1-like protein 6
Exons: 21
Coding region: 323-5281 (1652 amino acids)
Biological process (GO): plasma membrane organization
Source: RefSeq, a predicted model, not a curated record